UCGCCUUCCUGACUCUACAUUCGAGAUAUUGUAAUCAUUUCUCAUCAGACACGUCAAAGGUGAGUUGCGUCGCCUCAGCCCAUGCCGAUUCUUGCAUCACCGACGUAACGAUCCCGCCCGUCGACCGAAAAUGCCUGUCGUCAAAGGAGGUGUAUGGACGAAUAUCGAAGAUGAAAUUCUCAAAGCGUCUGUAUCCAAGUAUGGGCUGAAUCAGUGGGCGCGCGUGUCUUCGCUGCUCGCGCGCAAAACUCCCAAGCAGUGCAAGGCGCGAUGGGCGGAAUGGCUGGAUCCUGGCAUCCGGAAGAUCGAAUGGAGUCGCGAAGAGGAUGAGAAAUUAUUGCAUUUGGCAAAGUUGAUGCCGACGCAAUGGCGGACCAUCGCUCCCAUCGUCGGCCGCACGGCUACGCAGUGCCUCGAACGAUAUCAGAAAUUGCUCGACGAGGCCGAGGCGCGAGAGAAGCAAGAGUUUGGGCUGGCUGGACCGGACGGAGGAGAGGCCGCGCCACCCUCUGCAGACGAUGUCCGAAGGCUUCGACCGGGUGAGCUAGAUCCUGACCCUGAAAGUAAACCCGCGCGACCCGACACCAUCGAUCUAGAUGAGGACGAAAAGGAGAUGUUAUCAGAGGCUCGCGCUCGCUUGGCGAACACGCAGGGCAAAAAGGCGAAAAGGAAGGCGCGUGAACGGCAGUUGGAGGAGAGCAGGAGACUGGCAGUACUGCAGAAGCGUAGAGAGUUGAAGAACGCUGGAAUCAAUGUCAAGGUGACAACUAGGAAAAAGGGUCAGAUGGACUACAAUGCGGACAUUCCGUUCGAGAAGGCGCCUGCUCCGGGCUUCUACGACACACAGGAGGAGCAAGCUCACAAUGAACAUCAGCGAGCCAUGUUUGACCCGCGCCGGGCCCAGCUAGCCAACAAACGCAAAGGCGAUGGACAGGAAAUGGAGGGACAAGAGCACAAGCGGAGAAAGAACGAGAACGAUGGCGGUGCCGCUGCCUUUGCCGCUGCCGCGAAAGCUGGUCAAUUGCAACGGAUACGUGAAGCAGAACAGAGCAGCAAGCGAAGAUCACUAGUUUUGCCGGCGCCGCAGGUCAGCGAGAGUGAGCUCGAGGACAUUGUCAAAAUGGGUUUAUCAGGCGCGCGGGCCAACGCGCUGGCGGAGGAUGGCGAUAACGAUGCGACCAGAGCUCUUGUGAGCAAUUACUCUAGUACAAUUGGCGCGACGCCUAUCCGGACCCCACGAGCGCCUCAAGAGGAAGAUCGGAUCACCAACGAGCUGCGCAACGCCCGUGCUCGGACAGAGACACAGUCUGCUUUACUCGGCGGCGAAAAUGCCUCGCUUGUUGAGGAUGAUGCCACCACUGGAUAUGGGGGAGUGGCGCCGUCAAAGCAAAGCAUUUCCACUCCCAAUCCAAUGGCAACACCGUUUCGCAGUUCUGGUGGUGGCCCAGGUGGAUUAGGCAUGGUAGGUGCGACGCCUCUACGAACCCCUAGAGACAAUUUCCGACUCAAUCAGGAGGAUGGAAUCGGUCAGUUGGUAGGCCAAACUCCCCGUGACAUUCGUCUACAAGAACAGGCCUUGCGUCUUUCGCUACGGGGUAAGCUUGCAAGUUUACCUAAACCACAACAAGUCGACUUCGAGCUAGAAGCGUUACCUGCGGAGCAAGACGAGCUGUCGGUAUCUACAGAUGUAGACGGAGGUGAGGACGCUGCUGCACGCGACCAAAGGAAUGCCCAGCUCGCUGAGGCGGCCGCUCUGGCUGAGUUCAAGAGGCAGAGUCAAGUCGUGCAACGAGGCUUGCCCCGGCCCUCUGUUGUCGACCUCAACGCAAUGUUGAAAGCUGCAAGAACGAUAGAAGACUCGGCAAAGCGCCAGGUUGCAGAGGAGGCCGCUUUGCUCAUGGCAAAUGAUGCGGCGCAGUUCGGCCGCGCACAAGGCAAGCCCCCUCGGCGAGCGUUGCCGAGCUUCCCGGAGGAUUUGCUCGCGCGAGCUCAGGCAGACAUUAUUUUGGAGAUGGGCGCGAGUGACAAACGAGAGACAUUUGGUCAAGCUUUUGAGGAUGCAUUGCAGCGCGCUCGUGUUGAUUCGAUCCUGCCAGGAUUGGCGGGAUAUGGCAAGGACGACCUUGACGAAGAACAACUUUCCAUCGAGAUGUUCGACGGCAUACAACAGAGCAUCGGGCAACUGUCGACCAAGGGCAACGGCCUAGAGAAGAAACUCGCCAAACUUCAUGGCGGAUAUCUAGAUCGACAACGCAAAUUACGCGCGAAGAUCUCGGAAGCUGGCCAGGCCUUAGGCAGGAUGACGGUGGAAGUCGAGGUCAGUCGGCGGGUCCAUGUCGCUGAGCAAGCCACGGUAGCCGAGCGGCUGGAAAGCCUUCGAGAUCAGGUCGCCCUGAUCAGCCGGCGCGAGAGGGAGGCACAGGAUCUGUAUCGGUCGCGAAAGGAAGAGCUGGAUGCGCUGAGUCGCGGAUGAAUCAAUGUGUCAUUGCGAUGAAUGUACUGUUAUAGCAUGGAUGGCGUUACGGCACGACUGCUUGUACCAUCAUCAAUAGAAAAGAUAAUAUCGGCUGCUUGAUAUAUCGUAAACGGAAAUGACAGAAGAGCCAUGUUGCUUUCCUGACCGAAUACCGAAGACUUCCA
This is a messenger RNA of Dissoconium aciculare CBS 342.82, 2640 nucleotides long. RefSeq lists its product as uncharacterized. The record is from RefSeq and is a predicted model, not a curated record. The transcript has a single exon. Bases 131 to 2473 code for a protein of 780 amino acids. NCBI's taxonomy places the organism in Eukaryota, Fungi, Ascomycota, Dothideomycetes, Mycosphaerellales, Dissoconiaceae. Gene Ontology annotation, biological process: mRNA splicing, via spliceosome. Gene Ontology annotation, cellular component: spliceosomal complex; Prp19 complex.